CAGUUGGAAAAAGAAAACUACUACUACUAGUAAAACAUCUGUUUAUUAUUUUGUUGUGAUUUUGUUAUGUUGUUAUGUUGUUAUUUUUUGACAUGUUUCAAUUCGUUUACUCGUUUAGAAACUUGUAUUUAUAUACUAUUGUUUUGAUCUCCUCUUUUGAGAAAAUAGGCUGGAUAUAAGAUUAAAACAGUACCGUACAUAAAAAUCAAUUUAAAAUGUAAUUUUUACGAUUUACGGAAAUAUUUAAAUCUAUAAACAGCACAAAACACAACUUUUAACCAAAAAUAAUUUAUAGUUUCGGUUACAAUAUGGAAUUUGAAGUAAAAAGUGAAAUAAACAAUGAGGUUCUUCUAUGCCGCACUUGUUUGAAUGGGGAACAGAAGUUGAAACCAUUAGGGCAAUUAUCUGCUAUUUUUCGAAAAUUAUUUUCGGAUUGCAAAGGCUUAUUCGACUUGGAAAUGAUUGAAAUAUGUUUGGAAUGCGAAGCCAUGCUGAAAAGGAUUGACGAUUUUUACAAUCGUGUGCAAAGAGCUAUCGGACUAUUGUUGAGUGGAACGAAAUUCAAGAGUAGCUCUCUCUCGUUCCCGGAAACAACGAAGCAAUGCGUGCAAACAGAAUGUGUAGAGUUAAAAAGAGAAUUUAACAAAGAAGCUUCUGUAGUUUUAGAUGCGGAAGAAAUUGAAAAUAAAAAGCAGAGAAUGAAAAAGCAAAGUAACUGGGCGAGAAGACGAGCCUUAUUAAACAAAAAGCCCAAAUAUGUAAUAAUAAAAUUACAAGAGAACACAAUGUUUAAGAAGAAGAGAUUCAACAACGUUGACGAAUUGAAUUCAUUUCUGAAUACCCACAGAUGCAGUGAUCUUUUUAAAGGGAAAGAGUUCAAAUGUGAAUCUUGCGUGUACUUUUUCAAAAAUAAUAGGUUACUGGAGAGUCAUAACAAGAGAUAUCACAAUAAGAGAUUGUCAUACAUCUGUGAUAUCUGCGAGUCGAAUUUUCCCGACAAGCUUCGCCUGAAGAUGCACAUCGCCAGCCAUUUUGACGUUUACGAAUGUCAGUAUUGCCGACAGAUAUGUCAGGGUGACAGCUCGAAAGGUAGACACGUCAGAGAGCACGGCGCAGUGUUGCAGUGUUUGAAAUGCGACGCUAAAUUUAGCGAGCGUCGUGACUUCUACGCGCACCACAGACGGCUCCACGAGAUUUUCGUCUGUCAUCACUGCGGAGUGUCCUUCAAAAUGAGAAGGAGACACGCCCCGAAGAAGUGCACGUGCUGCAAUAAGACGUUCGCCCGUUACAAGUCGCUGUGGAUGCACACGAGGUUGUCGCACGCAUCCGCCGUGCCCGCUUACUGCGUGGAGUGCGACAAGCACUUCACCGACGUGUACAAAUACAGAAGACACUUGAACGGCCCGAAACAUAAGCCGGGGAAGAAGCGGAGGAUCCCAUGUCCGAAUUGCGGCAAGGUCUUCAGUAAAAACAUAUACAUGAAGAACCAUUACGAUUUGGUUCAUUUGAAGAAGAUUCACAACAGAUGUGAAGAGUGCGACAAGAACUACUUAAGGAAGGCGGAUCUGUUGAAGCACAAGCUGAGGAUCCACGAAGGGGUCUCGCCGCCUCGGAAUAAGAUCUGCGGCGUCUGCAGUAGGGGAUUCACGACGAACAGAAUACUCGCGAAUCAUGUCCGCACGCACACAGGCGAACGUCCGUAUUCGUGUGCGAUCUGCGCCGCCACGUUCACGCAGAACUCUGCGCUGUCAACUCACGUUCGAUCGAAGCAUAGAGACGUGUGAGAUUCUUCUUAAGGGACUUUAUGACAUGGUAACUAAGACUUUUAGGUCAAGCAUUAUUUUAAUUUUAAUGGAAACUGCACUAUAUGAAAAUUGAUAUUGUGAAAUGAAAUGAAGUUGAUUAAUAUAAAACAUGGCAUGAAAUGAAAUAUGAAAUGUUAUUGGAUGAAAUAUUAUAUAAUCUCAGUAAAAUGGUGGUCGUUUACGGAGACUUUUUCAGUGGACUUUUUGGAGGAUCCCGAGAAGUUAGGAAGUUACGUUCAACGGUUUUAUUUAGUUUUUCCACAUUUGUGCACUUUCACAGAUUAAUAAACCACCGUUAUUACACAUUUAAACCUGAAGAAAUACUAAAUAGACAACAAAUCAUACAACUUCACUCCUCGCGUUCCCGCCAAAAAGUCUCGUGUGAAAUUCAUUCGCGAAGCAGCUGCUCUUGAGUUGUUAGGUCUCCUUCGGAGGCGCUCGGGCAGCUGUAAGCUAAUCCCACCCCUCCUGGCUGAGCAUUUGCUCGUCCACCGGUCCUGCUGCAACUGGAAAGGCCUCCGAGCCACUAGUAAUGCUUCGAUCAUAAAAAAGAGAGGUAUGAGCACAGAGCUUCUCAAAGUUUUAUUCUAAACGGAAAUCUUUGUUUCGGCCUGUUGUGGACAUAAAUGUCGCUCUAAAGGAGAUAUCUCACGGAGUCCGGUCGGGGACGUGUUGCCAGUUGAAUUUUACAUUGUGCUUGCUAGCUGACUACAAGAAUUUUUAUAGAAAAUUACAAAUAAUAAAAUAAAGGUAAUAGAAUUGAAAUUGAAUCUUAUAAAGCAGUUUAAUAAUAAGUAUUUGUAAAAAAAAAGAAGCGUUAUCUGGUUUUUGUUACGUUCGCACUUAAUAGUAAUUAAUUUUGAAAUAAAAAUGACAAAAUAAAUUAAUAAAUCAUUUGUAACAA
Molecule: messenger RNA, 2709 nt
Organism: Bombyx mori (domestic silkworm)
Lineage: Eukaryota; Metazoa; Arthropoda; Insecta; Lepidoptera; Bombycidae
Product: zinc finger protein 28
Exons: 9
Coding region: 309-1784 (491 amino acids)
Biological process (GO): regulation of transcription by RNA polymerase II
Cellular component (GO): nucleus
Molecular function (GO): RNA polymerase II transcription regulatory region sequence-specific DNA binding; DNA-binding transcription factor activity, RNA polymerase II-specific; zinc ion binding
Source: RefSeq, a predicted model, not a curated record